This is a messenger RNA of Meleagris gallopavo (turkey), 1666 nucleotides long. The record is from RefSeq and is a predicted model, not a curated record. Lineage: Eukaryota; Metazoa; Chordata; Aves; Galliformes; Phasianidae.
AUGUACGAAAGAAUGGCGUCGUUUAUUUUUAAAAAGGAAUUUGUUGCAAGUGAAGGAGAUGAUGAUCCAGAAGUUGAAUUUUUAAAAUCACUAUCAACCAAACAGAAACAGAAACUUUUAAGGAAAUUGGAUCGUCUGGAGAAGAAAAAGAAAAAGAAAGACAGAAAGAAGAAAAAGCAGCAAAAGAAAAAAGGCAAGAGUAAACACAAGAAACAUAAGAUGAGCUCCUCUUCCUCAUCCUCCAGUGAGACUUCAGGAAGCAGCAGCGACAGUGAGACUGACAGCAGAGAUAAAGCAGCACAAAAGAAGAUGUAUUCUAAGAAAAGAAAAAACAAGUUUUCAGAGGCUAGCAGCAGCGAUUCAGAAGGAAAGGCAAAGACUAGGAAGGAAAAACUUUAUGAAGAUCUCUCCAGUAGUCACGGUAACAAGGACAAAGAUAGGGAGAAGUAUAGACUUUUAAAGCAAGAUAGUUCUGCGGAGAACAGCAAAUGGAGCUCCUGUGAGGGGGAAAGAAGGUCCAAAAACAGAUACCAGAGAGAGACUGAAAGAAAGGAGAGGGAUAGCAGAAGCCAGAGCACAGAUGAGAGGAGAGGGAGAAGCCCUUACAGCAGUCACAGGCAAAGGCAAACAAGAAAAAGCCCAAGUCAAAGCCCUGGUGAAGAGCGUCACAGGAAAAAUGAAACCAGGAGCCCCAGCACAGAUGGGCACAGAAAGGAGAAAAAACACAGAGAGAGAAAUGGCAACAAGUGCAGUAAAGUAGAAUACAGAGAAAGGAGCAGAAGGAGUAGAAGCAGAAGCCGAGAGAGGAAAAAAAAGAGAUAGUGUAGGGGACCGGUGCAAACAAAAAUGUCUCCUCCUUGAUGUGAUACCUUUAAUAAGGGCUCAGUUACACACUGCUCUUUGUUUUCCAACCUUUGUAAUUAGCAUUUCCUAAAUAAAGCCAACAGCAUCAUUUCUAUGAUGUUGUUAUAUCUGUAAAUUAGCACAAAUGUUACGGUAUUUUUCUUACUGUAUAAAUAUUCUUGCUAGCAAAUAUGUGUACAUGCAGUAAUUCCUAAACCUGAGUUUUAAAGUAUUUCAGAGCAGUGUUUGAUAUCCUUGAUUUUUGUCGGCGGUGAUUUUUGUUUUGAUGCAACUGUGAGGGGAAGCAGAAAGUAAUAGGGAAGAAUCCUGGGGUAUGUUAAAUGGUAACAAAUGUUUGAGAUAGCUGUGGGUAAAAUCCCUGCUUCCGACAUCGAAACAUUGUGUUGUAGAGGGCUUGUUGUUGUUGUUGUUGUGUUAUACUGCACCAUUUUUCCUAAAGUUCCCCGUAAGAGAUCAAUUUCAGGAGUUAAAACAACAGAGAGACAUAGUUCUCGUAAGUGUGUAGCUCACAUUUUUUGACCUCCUGCAGUGUACAGCUUGGUCAGGGCUAUCUAAACAUCUUGAACCCCUGUUGGUGUGUGUCAGUACAAUGUCAAGUUAUUGUUCAAUAAGCUCUCAAGACAUGAAAAGAGUAUUUACUGCCUCAACUGCUCCGGGCGUUUCAUUGUUUGUAGUAGGAAGUUAAUGUAAAUAUCCAUCCUUUAGUUUUUAUGGAACAGACUUCUUUUUUUGGUGACUGUUGUUCUUCACAUGCUGUUAAGAACUUCAAUAAUAAAAUACCUUAUUAUUUAAAAGCAGUGAG